AUGCCCGCGAUCCUGCAGGUUUCCCCCGCCCCUCCGCGGCGGUCCACCUCCAGCGACGGCGACUUCAAAGAGGACGACCCGCUCUUCAUGUCGGUGGACUUCCGCAUGUACUGCUACAAGGUGCUGCCGUGCGGGAAACGCUUCUGCCACGACUGGUCCACCUGCCCGUUCGCCCACUUCUCCGAGCGCGCCAAGCGGAGGGACCCCCGGGGCGUGAAGUACACGGCGAUCGCCUGCCCGGAAAUGAAGAAGGGGGAAGACUGCCCACGCGGCGACAAGUGCCCGUAUGCGCACAACGUUUUCGAGUACUGGCUGCACCCAACCAGAUACCGCACCCGCAUGUGUCGCGACGGCACAUCGUGCACCAGGAAGGUGUGCUUCUUUGCUCACAAGCCGGAAGAGCUUCGGGUGCCUCCCUGUCGGCCGUCUCUCCCCAUAGCUGACGAUGCCUGGGACGGGUUUGGCAGCGAGGACACAGGAAUGCCCGCAACAGUGGAAGAGACUGCCGCAAAGAUGUCAGGGGUGGGGAACAGUGCGGUGCACAGGAGGGCCCUCUCCGUGCCUCUGGAAUUCCUGGCAAACAUCCCUGGGCAGGGAACGGACCCCUUCAAGGUGGAACGUCCCCCACCAAGGGCAUGCUCUAUGUCAGAGAGCCGCACCUGCGAUGCCAACACACUCAACUCACUGCUGCAAUCCAUGGGUCACCAGGCACCCCAGCUGCCUGUGGCCGCUGACACCAACGCUGAGGACAUGACUCGCACACUCCUGGCGAACUUGUCUCUUUCAUCGAUGCCUGAAGUGCAUGGUCGGGGGCAAACCAGGAUGAUGCACCUGCCUCCCCGUGCCCCAGCCACCAGCUUUGGGGGCGUCAAUACUGCCAUCCAACCCAUGCUGGCCAGUGCCGCCCCCCCUGCAGUGUCCAUGGGUGCGCCCAGUCUUGGCAGUGGCCAGGUUGUUGACCUGCCCGUGGCAGACACCUACAAUCAAGGUGCCGGGUUCCUUCAUGGGGCGAUGUGUACCAUGCCCAGCCCCUUUCAGGACUUUGGUCAUGUGCAAGCUGAUGGGAUGGGUGACGUGGGCGGCUACGGUGUGGAAGACCUGGUGCAGGCCAUCCUGGCACUGCAACCACAGCAGCAGUGCGACAUGGGAAUGGCACCUGGGGUUGAUGGUUGCAACAGCGCAGGGGACGCAAGUGCAGCUGCAGCAUUGCUAUCUCAGGGCUGGCCUGGCAUUGGCCAGGGGCCUGGGGUCCAAGGGAACGUGUAUUAUCCACCAGCCAUCGGACUGGAGGGCGUCUCUGGACUGCUGUGA
Molecule: messenger RNA, 1311 nt
Organism: Ostreobium quekettii
Lineage: Eukaryota; Viridiplantae; Chlorophyta; Ulvophyceae; Bryopsidales; Ostreobiaceae
Source: the annotation of a GenBank genome assembly